Manihot esculenta (cassava) is the source of this 1199-nucleotide messenger RNA. RefSeq names its product 60S ribosomal protein L10. Gene Ontology annotation, molecular function: structural constituent of ribosome. NCBI's taxonomy places the organism in Eukaryota, Viridiplantae, Streptophyta, Magnoliopsida, Malpighiales, Euphorbiaceae. Gene Ontology annotation, cellular component: ribosome; cytosolic large ribosomal subunit. Gene Ontology annotation, biological process: ribosomal large subunit assembly; translation. The transcript is spliced from 4 exons. Bases 150 to 812 code for a protein of 220 amino acids. The record is from RefSeq and is a predicted model, not a curated record.
CCAAUUUUUUUUUCUAUUAAUUAGUCAGCGUUCACGACCCAAGGGCACAAUCCCUUCCCUCCGUACAAAUACAAGGCCAGUGAGACUCCGAUUAAGCUUAUUUUAUUUUCUAGGGUUUCUGCCGGCCGUCUCCCAGAGGAGCUGUUGCCAUGGGGAGGAGACCUGCAAGAUGUUACCGCCAGAUAAAAAAUAAGCCAUACCCAAAAUCACGCUAUUGCCGUGGCGUGCCUGAUUCCAAAAUCAGGAUUUAUGAUGUGGGGAUGAAGAAGAAAGGAGUGGACGAGUUCCCAUUCUGUGUUCAUUUGGUCUCAUGGGAAAAAGAAAAUGUCUCCAGUGAAGCUCUUGAGGCUGCACGCAUUGCUUGCAACAAGUACAUGGCAAAGUUUGCUGGGAAGGAUGCUUUCCAUUUGAGAGUCAGGGUGCAUCCAUUCCAUGUCUUGCGUAUCAACAAGAUGCUUUCAUGUGCUGGAGCUGAUAGGCUCCAAACUGGUAUGAGAGGUGCUUUUGGCAAACCACAGGGCACUUGUGCAAGAGUUGCUAUUGGUCAGGUGCUUCUGUCUGUUCGUUGCAAGGACAGUAACAGCCAUCACGCACAGGAGGCUCUUCGCCGUGCAAAAUUCAAGUUUCCUGGUCGCCAAAAGAUCAUUGUCAGCAGGAAGUGGGGUUUCACCAAAUUUAACCGAACUGAUUAUGUGAAAUUGAAGUCGGAGAAUCGGAUUGCACCAGAUGGUGUCAACGCUAAGCUUCUUGGAUGUCAUGGACCCUUGGCAAACCGUCAACCCGGAAGGGCAUUUUUGCCUGCUACAGCUUAAGUAGUUGCUUCUGCCGAAAAAUUACCCUUUGAAAAGCUUUGUUUCCAUUUCUUGAAGACUUGUAUUGUUGGAUGUUAUUUUUAUUAUCAUAUGCUAGUGCACUAUCCAAAGUUUAUUUUGAGGAUGUAAUAUGAAUUUCUUGUGAUCAUUGUGGUUUAAAUUUUUGGGUCAAAGGUGGUGUUUUAUUGUGUCCCCCUGCAUGGCAUUACUAUAACCAAUUUACAUUAGGGGUUGUGUGGUUUCGAACUGAACAUCCGAAUUGUUAAGAAUCGGACAAAACUAAACUUAUUUUAGGGUAUUGGUUUGGUUUUGAUUUUUAAUUAACUGUAUUGGAACUGUCUGAGUGGUAUUGUAUUGGAAUAAAACGGAGAAUUGAUUUUUUAAAUA